Messenger RNA from Fusarium sp. VM40, 630 nucleotides. The record is from the annotation of a GenBank genome assembly. Lineage: Eukaryota; Fungi; Ascomycota; Sordariomycetes; Hypocreales; Nectriaceae.
AUGCCACUUCAUCUUAUGGAGCUAUUCUUGAUCGUUGCAGUGCUUAUCUUAUCGGUCGUACGAAUGCUAAAGCAGCCAAAGAAUGCCCCCAGGGGUCGAUCAACUACCAUGGCACUGGGAAUGAGCGCAAAAUCCCUUAUCAUUCUGUUAUAUCAACUGUUAUCGGAACACGUACAGGCAUUUAAAAAAUGGUCCAGCCUCAAAGCCUACGUUAUUCUCAACGCACUUGAGAUCGUGUUCUGGGGUGCAGUCGCGUUUAUGAUGAUCCAAGCAAAUCUAAAGUUCUGCGAAGGUUUUACCUGCAUACUUAGCUGGAUUGUCUGUGUUCUCGGUAUAAUCAUGAGCACAAUCGCUUCUUACCUGACUGUUAUCACUUGGUUGGACUUCAGGCACUUCCGUGCUAACGGAACUCACCGCGGCCGACAUUCUGAAGCCAAGCAUGUCAAGAUCCAAUCAACCGGUAACUCGACCGACAACAUUGCGAUGGACGAAGAACUGCUUCAUGAGCAACGAUACACACACACCAAUAAUUACCAACCCUACCAGUCAGGGGCCUACCAGCCAGGAGCCUACCAGUCAGGAGACACCUAUGAUUCCCGCUCGCCGUCACCGUGGCGACAGCGUGAAUAA